CAUGUUAAAUUUCGUCUUGCAGGAUGUCUCAAACAACACGGAGCAAAACACAACAACGCCUGAGGACUGGACUGUUGUGUACUUUGCAGUCAGAUGGAUCCAGUUGAUUAUGGCAGUGCUAAGCAUUGUCGGUUCAGGUUCCAUAAUUGUUUAUGCAACUUUCCAACACCUCAUAAGGACACCUGAGAUGCAGCCAUUGUUCUUACUGAGUGUGACAGACUUGCUGCUGGCAGUCAGCUGGCUGAUAGGAGCAGUACUGUUCACCCAGGACUGUGAUAGCCAUGCCACCUGCUACAACCUACACAUCGUUGAACAGAUACUGUAUAUGACCUCGUUCUUCUACACAUUGAACUACGUAUGGACCCUCUACUCUGGGCUAAAUAUCAAAUUCUACAGGAGCCUUAAUGGAUACCCAGCCCAAUGCGUCACCAAACUGAGCACUUUCAGCAAGAUUGCUGCAGUCCUGUCAUGUGUCCACCCCGUGCUGCUGAUGCUGCCAGUGUUUGUAACAGGAAACAUGGACCACUGUUACACAAACUUCAGCCAGCCUUACAAGUGCCUUCUAAUGCACACAGAGGCACUCUUCAUGUCUACUGACUUCAACCAGAUGGAGGUGGACUCAGCUUGCCACCUGGUACACAUGUACAGUAUUGCUGUCUUCCUGGCAGCCUUCCUCCUCACCUUUGUUGGCAUUGUGGUGCUCAUGGGAAAAGCCCGCACUGUUUACAGACGUUGUGUGACCUCUAGUGGUUUCCUAGGCGACAGGCAGUGGGCGUCUCUUCGUGUUCUGGACCGACACAUGCUCCUCUACCCCUCUGUCUUCCUCUUCUGUUGGGGCCCAGCCGUCUUCCUGGCAGCCAUGAUUCUGUACAACCUGAAGUCAGUGGAGGGAGUUGUGGGCGUCGUUCUGUACAUCUUACAGGCCUUCACCUCAUCCUCUCAAGGCCUUCUGAACUGUGUGGUGUACGGCUGGACACAGAGACACUUCCGCUCAGCUAGCAAAGAUGCUCUAAGGGACAUGGACACCCAGACGCCACUUCUGAGAUCUCAGAAGAAAGGCUAUAAAACUCUAUGGUCAACACCAUCCCCCGAAGCAGAUGAUAUAGGAGGACCUGGUAUUCUACCGACCCCACAUUAACUUAUUAAGGCAGUUGUGAAACUGGCGAAAGAAACUAAACAAAACCUUUUGUGCCAGACUGGGAGAGUGACCGUUUGGUUUAUAAUCUUGGGGACAGUACCUUGGGAAGCACCUGGUAUACCAAUGAAGCAAGAAUAUCCAAAGCAGGGUCGAACCAGACAGAGGCUGAACCGCUGAGGCGUGAAAAAAAGGAAGAACCAGGGAAUUUACAACGAGAGGAAGAGCAGCUCUGAAACAGGAUCUGAGAGCUCUGCUUUCAUCGUAAUCAGAGUCACUCCCUACUUCACUUGUUUUGACUGCAUCGGUCGUGCAAACAUUGUCUCUACGUUAGUGUUUAGAUUUUCCCACAGUAGUUGGGGACAGCCGAGGAUAUUUGUGAAAGGCUUUGUAACAGACUGGCAUGUCUUUGAUUUAGAGAGGCCCUGAUUGAGCCCAACCGUGUGGAAGACAGUGAGCAGCCUGUUACUUUUCAUCAUGAUGGAACAAAGGAACUCCAUUCACAGAGAUGCUGCUUGACGUACCAGUUUGGCCCAUGGUGUUGUGUAAUGGUCGUAGAUACGCAAGUGUGUGCAAUAUUUAGUUUUCGCCCUGCAUGGGCUUGUUCACAGAAAUGUUACAGUAAGUUUAUGCUCUCUCCUUGAGUUCAAUUCAACAAACUUGAUUUAUUGCCCUGCAUAAAAUGUGACAGGCAUGACAACGGGAUAAAUACAGUACCACAACAUACACAUUUAAUUUUUCAGAGAUGUAAAUUAAACUGAAUUUAAAGAAUGUGCAUUUUCAGUCUGUCAAUUCAUUGGACU
Messenger RNA from Coregonus clupeaformis (lake whitefish), 1938 nucleotides. RefSeq names its product transmembrane protein 116. Lineage: Eukaryota; Metazoa; Chordata; Actinopteri; Salmoniformes; Salmonidae. Gene Ontology annotation, biological process: adenylate cyclase-activating G protein-coupled receptor signaling pathway. Gene Ontology annotation, molecular function: G protein-coupled receptor activity. Gene Ontology annotation, cellular component: plasma membrane. The record is from RefSeq and is a predicted model, not a curated record. The transcript has 11 exons. Bases 2 to 1138 code for a protein of 378 amino acids.